Molecule: messenger RNA, 3147 nt
Organism: Penicillium alfredii
Lineage: Eukaryota; Fungi; Ascomycota; Eurotiomycetes; Eurotiales; Aspergillaceae
Exons: 2
Coding region: 1-3147 (1048 amino acids)
Biological process (GO): valyl-tRNA aminoacylation
Cellular component (GO): cytosol
Molecular function (GO): aminoacyl-tRNA deacylase activity; valine-tRNA ligase activity; ATP binding
Source: RefSeq, a predicted model, not a curated record
AUGGAAUCUACACAGCUUCCAGAGAAGCCUAUGAGCGAGAAGCAACGACUGAAGCUUGAGAAGUUCGCCAAAAAGAAAGAGAAGCAAGCGCAUCAGUCGCAACAGCAACAAGCCAGUACUGGUGUCUCCAAGGAGAAAAAAUCCAAGAUGCAGGAUAUAUCUGCGGUUGAGUCGAGAGACUGGAUAGAGGAGACGCCAGCUGGACAGAGAAAGAUCCUGAAACCACUGGACGAUGACUUCCACAAGGCGUACAUCCCAAAAGUCGUCGAGUCUGCAUGGUACAGUUUCUGGGAGGACCAAGGACUGUUUAAACCCCAAACCGAAGAUAAUGGCGAUCUCAAGCCAAAAGGGAAAUACGUGAUUGCGAUACCGCCGCCCAAUGUGACUGGCAAACUCCAUAUUGGACACGCUCUAGCACUCUCAUUAGAAGACACCCUAAUCAGAUGGCAUCGUAUGCGGCAGUUCUCAACGCUCUACAUUCCUGGCUGUGAUCACGCAGGCAUUGCGACCCAAGCUGUUGUCGAGAAGAGGCUCGCUAAACACCCAAUCAAUGGCAAAUCUAAGCGACAGGACUUUAGUCGACAGGAAUUCGUGAAGCUAUGCCAGGACUGGAAGGAGGAUUAUCACAAAGAGAUCAACAAGACGACACGCAGACUUGGCGUAUCUGUGGACUGGUCGCGAGAAGCCUUCACAAUGAACCCGCAGUUGUCAAAAGCAGUAACUGAGACUUUCGUGCAACUGCAUGCUCAAGGUCUCAUCUAUCGAGCCAACAGGCUUGUUCACUGGUCCUGUCGACUCUCCACGGCCUUAUCCACACUCGAGGUGGACCAGAAAGAGCUUGAAGGCACAACGAAGCUUGACGUGCCUGGCUAUGACAAGAAGAUUGAAUUUGGAACACUCACGUAUUUCAAAUAUCCAAUCGAAGGCUCUGACAAGACCAUCGAAGUCGCAACCACACGACCGGAGACGAUGCUGGGCGAUACUGGGAUUGCUGUACACCCUCUGGACGAGAGAUACAAGGACUUUGUUGGCAAGACGGCGCAGCACCCGCUCAUACCUGAUAGGAAAUUGAAGAUCGUCGCCGAUGAACAUGUCGAAAGGGACUUCGGUACUGGCGCAGUCAAGUUGACACCUGCCCAUGAUCACAAUGAUUUCAAUCUUGGCAAAAAGCACAAUCUACCAUUCAUUAACAUCCUGAACGAGGACGGUACUUUCAACAGCAACGCUGGUCACUAUGCCGGAGAGAAGAGGUUCAACGCGAGAUAUGGCGUGAUCGAAGAGCUCAAGAAACUGGACCUCUUUACGAAGCAAGAGCCGAACAAAAUGGUUGUCCCGAUCUGCAGCCGGUCAGGAGAUGUUAUUGAACCACUCUUGAAACCCCAGUGGUGGAUGAGAAUGGAGCCGUUGGCGAAACCCGCCAUAGAAGUAAUUGAAAGCGGGGAACUCAUCAUCCGGCCAGAGCUCCAGAAACGACAGUAUUUGCAGUGGAUGCGAAACCUCCAGGACUGGUGCCUGUCGAGACAACUGUGGUGGGGCCAUCAGAUCCCGGCAUAUCACAUCAGUAUCAAGGGUGAAGAUAGUGGGGAUGAUGCCAACGACGAUUACUGGGUAUGUGGCAGGACAGAAGAAGAGGCCCAGGAGAAUGCAGAAAAGAAAUUUCCUGGCAAGAAAGUGACCCUCAAACGAGAUGAGGAUGUCUUAGACACCUGGUUCAGCUCUGGACUGUGGCCGUUUAGUAUCCUCGGAUGGCCUGACAAGACGUCAGAUCUCGACAACUACUUCCCAAACACGACGAUGGAGACCGGUUGGGACAUUCUCCCAUUCUGGGUCAGUCGCAUGAUCAUGCUCUCCUUACAGCUGACUGGCAAAGUGCCCUUCAAAGAAGUCUUCUGCCAUGGCCUGAUACGGGAUAGCGAUGGGAGAAAGAUGUCCAAAUCCCUCGGUAAUGUCGUUGACCCGAUUGAUAUCCUUGACGGUAUCAGUCUUGAUUCCCUGCAUCAAAAGCUACUAGAAGGAAAUCUAGCCCAGAGUGAAGUCAAGAAUGCCGAAAGGUACCAGAAAAAGGCAUUCCCACAAGGUAUUCCUGAGGUGGGCGCUGAUGCCUUGCGGUUCUCGCUCGUCCACUACACUCAAGCAUCUGGCAGCGACAUCAACUUUGACGUCAAGACAAUGCAAGGCUACCGCAGAUUCUGCAACAAGAUCUACCAAGCCACGAAAUAUGUCCUCGGAAAGCUCGGCGAUGAGUUUGUUCCUCGUGAGAGCAGCGCUCUGGCAGGAAAGGAGAGUUUGCCAGAGAAAUGGAUCCUGACAAAGAUGAACACUGCCGCAAGGCAAAUCAACCAGGCACUCAAAGAGCGUGAAUUCGCAAAGUCAACCGAGAUCAUUUACCGGUACUUGUAUGAUGAGCUGUUCGACAUCUACAUCGAGAAUUCGAAGUCGAUAAUUUCAGACGGCACGCCCGAAGAAGCUCGUUCAGCCAUGGACACACUCUACACGACGCUUGAGUCUGGCUUGCGACUUAUGUCUCCAUUCAUGCCGUUCCUCACGGAGGAGCUCUGGCAACGGCUUCCACGCAGGCCGGGUGAUAAUACACCCUCGAUCACAACUGCCGAGUACCCGGAGUAUGAGUCGUCUUUUAAUGACCCGAAAUCAGAGACAGCCUAUGAGCUUGUAUUGGGUUGCUCAAAGGGUGUCCGUUCACUCCUAGCAGACUAUGCUGUCAAGGAUAAAGGCGUGGCUUAUAUAGCACCUCUGAAUCAAAGGUCUCAUGACACCGCGUCCACUCAGCUGUCCCCGAUCAAGUCCCUCUGUGGCAAGACACCAGUGGAUGUCGGCAUUUUGAAAAUUGAAGAAGCUAUUCCUGCUGGUUGUGCCGUUUUCCCUGUUUCUGCUGACGCGAAUGUCUAUCUUGAGGUCAAGGAUCGCAUAAAAGAUGCCGGAAAGGAGGCUGCAAAGGCCAAGGCAAAAUUGGAGGAAGCAAGAAGGGACCAAGACGACAUCAACUUUAUUAGAGAAGAGCUGGGCAAAGUACUGGACAAGGAUGUCACCGAGGCCAUACAAUCGGCUGACGGCCGAAAGAGGGAUGUCGAAGCUAGACUGCGGGCAUUGGAGGAGACUGUCACCAUGUUCGAGAGGAUGGCGGUAUAG